Messenger RNA from Grus americana (Whooping crane), 6039 nucleotides. RefSeq names its product BRCA1/BRCA2-containing complex subunit 3 (gene BRCC3). Gene Ontology annotation, cellular component: BRCA1-A complex; BRISC complex. NCBI's taxonomy places the organism in Eukaryota, Metazoa, Chordata, Aves, Gruiformes, Gruidae. Gene Ontology annotation, biological process: double-strand break repair. The transcript has 8 exons. Bases 13 to 798 code for a protein of 261 amino acids. Gene Ontology annotation, molecular function: cysteine-type deubiquitinase activity; metallopeptidase activity; polyubiquitin modification-dependent protein binding. The record is from RefSeq and is a predicted model, not a curated record.
GGUGGUGUUAAAAUGGCGGUACAGGCGGUGCAUCUGGAGGCUGAUGCCUUCUUGGUGUGCCUCAACCAUGCGCUGAGCACCGAGAAGGAGGAGGUUAUGGGGUUAUGCAUCGGCGAGGUUGACACCAGCCGAAUUGUUCAUAUCCAUUCAGUGAUCAUCCUGCGCCGCUCUGACAAGAGAAAAGACCGUGUGGAAAUUUCACCAGAGCAGCUUUCAGCUGCUUCUACUGAAGCAGAGAGGUUGGCUGAAAUGACGGGACGUCCCAUGAGAGUUGUGGGCUGGUAUCACUCUCAUCCUCAUAUUACUGUCUGGCCAUCGCAUGUUGAUGUCCGCACACAAGCUAUGUAUCAGAUGAUGGACCAAGGUUUUGUAGGACUUAUCUUUUCCUGCUUCAUUGAGGACAAAAACACAAAGACAGGCAGGAUUCUCUACACCUGUUUCCAGUCCAUUCAGGCCCAGAAGAGCUCAGAAUAUGAAAGGAUUGAAAUUCCUAUUCAUGUUGUUCCCCAUGAAACCAUUGGGAAAGUGUGUCUGGAAUCAGCUGUAGAGCUGCCCAAGAUCCUUUGCCAAGAAGAGCAAGAUGCCUACAGGAGAAUUCACAGCCUCACCCAUCUAGACUCUGUAACCAAGAUUCAUAAUGGCUCAGUGUUCACAAAGAACCUCUGCAGCCAGAUGUCUGCCAUCAGUGGGCCACUCCUUCAGUGGCUGGAGGACAGACUACAGCAGAACAAACAGCGGGUGCUGGAGCUGCAACAGGAGAAAGAGCAGCUCCUGGAGGAACUAGCUGCUUUAGAAUGAAGGAGGAAAUGCAGACCCUUCAGAAGAGAGACAUGGGGAAAAAACCUACCAGACCUACUCCUGGCUGAAGGGUGGCCCUAUGUUACCUUACAGUGAAGAUACUAGCAUGCAGCAAAGAGCACUUCUACAGGAUAAGGACUUUAUCUGCCCCAGCUUGAUGAAAAGCAGUGGUGUAUCUCCAGGUGCUGCAUGAUGCAGUGCAAUUCUAGCUCAGUGAUGGGGUUGGGCAGCACCUGAAGAGACUUCAGUUCUGGGGGGCAUGCACCUAGGGAAUGUGUUUCUCCGUCCUCUAUAUUUUGACAGAAGUCUUACUGCUUUACAUGUAUUCCAGGAGCCUAGAACAGGAGAGUCAGAGGGGAAAACUGUGUCCCUGCAGUCAUAUCUGAUACUGCCAACUUCUGCCUUCUUUUAGUAGCUUCAGUUGGCCAUGAUCUUAACCAGCAUUCCAGAACAUUACUAGUAUAUCCACCCAGGCAGGUAAGAGGUGGGAGGGAAGCUUGGGGAAGACCUGGAAGAACUUUGACACAGGAUCUGUGUUCAGCAUACUUCAAACCAAAUAAAGAAUUCCAAAGCCAGAGCCAUUUGGAGUAGAAAUGAAAUGAAUGCUACAAAGUGCCAGCGCCUGCAUUUUUUUGUAUGCGGUCUGUAUUCCCUUACUUCAUGUAAUGCUGUUGCAUGCCCAGCACUGAGGCUAUCUACAAAAUGGACUGUUUCUACUGGCAUAGUGGAUAGAGUGUUGUCCCUUCCCAGAGGGGAAAAAGGUUAAGCUGCUGAGAAGUAAAUUGAUAGAUAUGCAAGCCUGUCAUUCUUACAUGCUGAACUUCAUGGCAGAAAUGUCAUUAGAUUGAAAUGGAACAAAAUACCUGUUUACCUAAUUCUUUAAAUGUUCUUGCUGUUGCAUUUUAGGGUCAUAUGCAUUGUCAUCUGCAUUCUGUUACGUGAAGUCUGUCCCAUGUGAGUGAAGGAACUAACAGUGCAGUUAAAACCUCUGUUUCAUCUCCUUGGUUCUAAUCUAAAUCCUUACAUGCUCAAGGAGAUGAAAAUGAACUGCCUCCAUUGCUGCAAUGGAGGCUGUGACAUUCCUGAUAACUCAUUAGCUUGACUGUUGUGUUGGAAGAAUGAAAGUAACAUAGUUGAGAGAGAGGCACUGCCUUUCCAGUGAAUAGCCAAUAUUGAUUAUUGAUUAGCAACUGUAAAUUGCUGUCAGACGUUGAAGCCCCUUAGCCAGCUUGUUUUUGUCAGACUUCACUUCUCAAUCUUUCUGCAUUUAUAGUAGCAAAACCCCAAACAGUAGAAUUUCUUUGAAGUAAAACACUCAUUACUUUUUUUUUCCUAUUAAAAGUGCCGUGAAUAGUAUUUUUCUUUAAUUAGUUUUUGAACAGUCAGUGUCUUUGUUCUGAUGUUUCUGUUACUGUUUUUUAGUUCAAGUGCACCUUACCUUGAUCUUUGUGGGGGGAACAGGGCCCUCACUGCCCUCAGGCUUGAUGAGAGUAGAAUCACCCAGAAGCCCUGGGCUUCGUGACCAUCUAGUGCAGUCACCCACGGCAUCCUGCCAAGCACAUCCCAGAUAAAUCCAAAAUGAGUUCUCCUGCUGUCCAGGCCUGCCAUUCUGUUUUGUUUGGGUUUGCUUCUCUCAAGAUCCCAACUAGGAUCUCUGGAUUGCUUCUAGGGAGGCUAGGGGCCAUUCCCACUUGAGGUUAUAGACAGCCCACAGUAGAAAGAAGCUAGUUUGGUUCUGAGCAUAACCACCCUAUAUCCACUCCCCAAGCAACAAGUUUUGUCCUUAUAGACUCCUAAUACUUGAUGGGCUCCAGUCUCCAUGCUGCCAUAUGGUCUGAGCUCCAGGACAAAGCUGAAAUCCUAUGUUUGUCCUUGGAUGCAGCCUGCAAGAAGGGCAGAGCUCUGCUGGGAGCACAGUCAAAGCACAGCUAGAAUGGUGAUGUUUGGAUCAUAAUCCCAGUAAUAAAGAACAAGUUAUUAAUUACUCUGUGCUGAUCCAUAGCCUGGCUCUCCAGCCAGUAGAGACAUGCUGGUAUUAGGGUUCUGGGACUGCAUCAGAUGGCUGUAGCACAUGUGUGUGCAUUGAAAUGUGAGUGCCCUUCAGCUGUUCAGUCCAGCAGAUACAGCUUAUGGCACCUCUUUUCUUCUAGCCUCUUUGUGCUGAACUGGCUGACCAGUGCAGGGCAGUCCCUGGCCUCCUGCCUCAUUGGGCACUCUAACCCUCCUCCUCUGCCCUCCCUGCUCAAUAAAUGUUCCCUGACUGGAGUUUACCUGUGCUCUGUUUGGCUGUUAAUCUCAUCUGUCUCUCUUCAGUGGUGAUCAGGCAUAUCCCUGUUCUGCAGAGCAGGACGAGCCACAGGUUGGCACCCUGAAAAACAAGGGAGAAGGAGUCACAUCCCAUCAGGAAACCCAGAUUGGAGCAGAGCUUUCCUUCACAGGAUGAAAAAGUGGCAAAAUUCUCCUCCCAGAGCUUGGCCAAACAGAAAUUGUCUACAAAAGCCCAGUAGGAAGCUCUAAUGUAAAAAGAAUACACCUGUCUCAUUUACAUCCCUGAGGAAAAGGGCUAAACUUAAAACCAAAAUACCCUUCCCCCACCACCAAGAGGCUUCAAAAGAUUUUUACAGUCAGAAUUGGCUUGAAGAGGAGAGCAGUCCUGCAGUAAGAGGUUUUCUAAGAGAAUUUAAAAUCAAUUUUAAUCCAAAGGACAGGGACCAGCAAGACUCAAAUAGAGCAAACCAUUCUUCUGAAGAAAAAGCAGGUGGGAAGGUAGCAUCAAGUUGUUAAAGCACACAGUCUAUUCCAUGGCUUGCCCCUUCCAGCUACAACUUGCGAGCACCCCAGUCUGCUGUAUGGCAGGAGGUGCAAAUGGACCUUUUUGGAAAGGGCUGUCCUGGCCUUCAAGGAGGCACCACAACCUGGCAAAGCCAAUUCAGGCCGAGUCCAGAACCAUGCACAGUGUAAAAGUGAGGCACUGCUUGAAACAAACAUGAAGUUGCUUUCAGUGCUAUUGCAGCCUUCCUUUCGCCCAAGACCAAAGGGUUAAUUAAGCCUCGUGACUCUGUGUCAGCACGUACACUGGGACCUCCCUAGGGGCAGCUUGCCCUACGCAAUGAUGUCAUUAAAAUACUGCAGGUGUUCAGGAGCUUUGCCUUGUUCCAGUGCAGUCUGUAGUGAUCCAUGGCAAAUAUUAGGGUUGUGUGUCCACCAUUGAGCCACCAGGUAGGCUCACCAUCCCACUUCCUCAUGUCUUUCCCCUGGUCAUGCAGGGGUGGCAUAUGGUGCGUGUCACCAGUACCCUCUCCCUUGAACAGAAAAAGGCUGACUCUUAAUAGCUGAGACAUUGGUUGGUAGGGGUGAGGAAGACCUAUCCUUUAAUUGCUGGGACAAUUGUUCAGACAGCUUCUUCACAGCUGAGACACAGGUCUGCAGGGAAGAAGCAAGAUUCUCCUUGAAUUCUCAGAGUUGUCUGGCCAAUCCAUCUACAGUUCAUGCCUCUAUGUCUGUCCAGCUCAUUGUUGCCAGGGUGUUUGCAUAUGACGUUGGUCCACUUUAUACAAAAUUUUGCCCCAUGGACCAUGUGCACUGGAUUUCAUCCAGGUCUUUGGAUACCUGGUUGUCAUCCAGGUUGCUAUAGAUCACCUCCACCGUGGCUAAUUCUCUCAGAGACUGGAUACCUCCUUCAAUGGUGGUCCAGUUGCUUCGAGAAUUUGCAAGAUCUUCCUUGAAGGGUUACCUGUCCCUCACACUCAACAGGCAUUGCCUUCAAAGAUGGAAGACUCCUUGCCCCUUUGCCAAUUCCUUUGUCAAUGGCCUUAUCCAUAGCAAGGGAUCCCAGAUGCUGGCCUGCCUUAUUCUCUAAUUCCUGACUACUGGCCCCAAUACCCUAGCAUCAGAGUAACCAGCUGGCAAUUUGCUUGCCUGGUUGACAGCUGAAAUAUUUUCACAUGUAUCACAGCUCGCUUAAGUAUAGGGAUUGAGUGGUUUCUGUGUCAUUUAUUUCAGUCCUUUCUCCCUCCUGUUCUUAUGACUACUCUGCUGCAGAACAGGCAGCUUCUACCGAUUCUCUCUUCUGCUCCCUCUUAGGAGAAUCUGCUUCAUCCCUUAUUAAAGGACUUGACUUCUGCUUCCAUUGUUUCUUAAUUAUAGGGGUGACAUAUAGUUGAAGGCUAGGUCUCUGGUUUAGCCACAGUGUCUUUUGGUAUGUCUUCAGAUCAAGAGCCUCUCUCUUCUUGAGGGUGAUGAAUAGUACUGAGCAGUGUUCAGUAGAUGCAGGUCAGGCUGCAGCACAGUGCAAUAAGUUGUGCCUCUCUGGAAUAGCCAUGGCAUCUUUUUUUCAAACAUUCUCUCACUUCAUCAGGAUCUUGCACUUGUUUGGGAGUGAAGUCUCAGACCAUCAGAGGUGACAAGCUUUCUACAUACCUGCCCAUAUUCCUCAACAUGCCUUGAUACCUUGUAUUGGGUUUGUGUGGCAAGGUUUUGGUAGUGGGGGGGGCUACAGGGGUGGCUUCUGUGAGAAGCUGCUAGAAGCUUCCCCUGUGUCUGAUAGAGCCAAUGCCAGCCGGCUCUAAGACGGACCCGCCGCUGGCCAAGGCCAAGCCAAUCAGCGCCUCUGUGAUAACAUAUUUAAGAAGAAAAAAAAAACCAGAGCUUUUGCAGCCGGAGAGAGGACUGAGAAAAUGUAAGAAACUCUGCAGACAUCAAGGUCAAUGCAGAUGGAGGGGGAGGAGGUGCUCCAGGCGCCGGAGCAGAGAUCCCCCUGCAGCCCGUGGAGAAGACCAUGGUGAAGCAGGCUGUCCCCCUGCAGCCCAUGGAGGAAGGGUGAGGGGGUGUAGAGAUUCCACUUGCAGCCUGUGGAGGACCCCACGCUGGAGCAGGUGGAGGCACCUGAAGGAGGCUGUGGCCCGUGGGAAGCCCACGCUGGAGCAAGCUCCUGGCAGGACCUGUGGACCCGUGGAGAGAGGAGCCCACUCUGGAGCAGGUUUGCUGGCAGGACUUGUGACCCCGUGGGGGACCCCCACGCUGGAGCAGUUUGCUCCUGAAGGUCUGCACCCCAUGGGAGAGACCACACAGGAGCAGUUUGUGAAGGACUGUCUCCCAUGAGAGGGACUCCAUGUUGGAUCAGGGGAACGAUGAGAGGAGUCCUCCCCCUGAGGAUGAAGAAGUGUCAGAAACAAUGUGUGAUGAACUGACUGUAACCCCCAUUCCCCACCCCCCUGUGCUGCUGAGGGGGGAGGAGGUUGA